AUGGACACCUUCUGGAGCACCAUUCUUCGUUGCAUUAUCACUGUCUCUUCUCUGCUCACUCAUUUAUCGCGAGGAGACCAAAACAAGAACCUCACCACCUACUGCUUGAACCAAAUCCGCUCCCUUCUCCUCAGCCAGGAAUCUUCGCUUCACAUUAUUUCCCGCGUAAUUUUCUUCGCCUUCUUUUCCCUCCAGACCAACAUAGCGAUUCUCAAGAGCGUCAAGCAGGUCCGCGAAGCCGUUCUCCGCGGUUUAUCGAGCGAUUCUACGAUGGAAAUCGAUUUCUCGUACGACGCCAAUUUGCAAAAAAUCGUGGCGAAUUUGGUCAACAUGAGCGACCUUCUCGGCUUUUUCCCCGACCUCCAGCAGCUCUACUUCCGUUCUGUGCAGACUUUUUACAAUAUGUUCGCGUACGAAUUGCUGUGCAAGUCCGAAAUCGCGACGUUUCUUUCCUACGUGACGCAAAUCGUCCGGAUUGAGCAACAAAUUUUGGAGGGUUUUUUCGGGAAUCGCGGUUCUGAGCAGAUAAAAGCGGAGACGCUUCUGGGGUGUUUGAAACUGUACGGAAGCGAAGUGUUAGAGAAGGGAAUGCAGAAAUUGGUGGAUGAAUCGGAUUUCCAGAAUUUGGGGGUUCUUUAUGAGUACUUUGAAAUCGUGGGGGAGGUGGAUUUGCUGAAGAAGGCGGUGUGUGGCGUGAUCGAGUCGAAAAAGGAGCUUAUUUUUGGCAGUUAUUCGGUGAAGGAAAUCGUGGAGUUGAUCCGAAUCAAUGAGGAAUGUUUUGGAAAGGAUCAGGCGAUCGCGUUGGAAUUGCAAACAACGUGGAUGAAUUUGGUGAAUCAACAGAGCGAUAAGUGA
Molecule: messenger RNA, 855 nt
Organism: Blastocystis hominis
Lineage: Eukaryota; Bigyra; Opalinata; Blastocystidae
Product: Cullin-4B
Exons: 6
Coding region: 1-855 (284 amino acids)
Source: RefSeq, a predicted model, not a curated record